GGUAACUGCGUGCUCAUCAUGGAGCUGUCUUAUGCGCGGCGAUGCCGCAGGCGAGUGGCCCGUUGGAUCCCGGUGGUCUUUAUCACAAUGGGAGCGUGCUGGGGCUACUACGCCUAUGUGUUUGGGCUGUGUAUAGCCACAGUCACAUCACACACUGAAAGAGUCAUCUACUUGGUGUUCUUUCACCCGCUCUUUGUAAUGUCUCUGGUCUCCUAUUGGACAACGUUAUGUGCAAGACCAGUAAAACCACCCAAAGAGUUUUGUUUAUCGGAGGCUGACAAAGAGCUGUACAAGGAGCAGGAGACGCAGGAAGACAAGCAGCGUGUUCUCAGGGAAGCUGCUAGACACUUGCCCAUCAGCACCAUCCCAGAGAUCAGAUACUGUGAGAGAUGUCAGCUGCUGAAGCCGGAUCGGUGCCACCACUGUUCUACCUGUGAUGUGUGUGUGCUGAAGCAGGAUCAUCACUGCCUGGCGCUGAAUAACUGCGUAGGAUAUUCCAAUUACAAGUCCUUCCUGCUGCUGAUCAUGUACUCCUUGCUGUCCUGCCUUUUCGUUUCUGGGACGACUCUCCGCUUCUUCAUUCUAACAUGGACGGAUGAGCCCCAGGUCACUGAAAGAACUAGUGACAUCCGCGUCCUGUUCUGUCUAUCUACAGCGUUUUCCAUCUUAUUGCUGAUGUUGUUCAUCUGUCACUGCUGUCUCUUAGUGAGGAACAGGACGACGAUAGAAUUCCGCUAUGGAGAUGCCUCUUCUGGAGGAGAUGGCCGUCCUCUUGGAUUCAAGAACUUCCAAGACGUAUUUGGGCAAGAAAAGAGGUAUUGGUUACUACCUGUAGACACAAGCCAGGGAGAUGGAUAUACUCGGCCAUCUCUCCAUGAUGAUCCAGAGAAAUAUGCAGAGUAGAGCUGGCCUCACCUCUCUGGAGCUGCUGCACCUGGUCUCUCCCUACAUAGAGAAGGAUGACACCUACCUACAGAGAUCUACACCUAAAGAACAACGCCUGGGGGUUACCCUGCCCUUCCUGGCUACUGGACGGUCCCUGGCAGACCUCGAGUUCAGCACCCUCAUCUCACCGCAGGUCUAUCAGAGACACCAGUACAGAUCUGAGACACAUCAGAGGUGGGGGUUACACUGCUGACUUUCCAUUUGGUGAUUGGACCUGGUAUAAGGUACGGAGGUGCAGUAGAAAUAAAUAUCAUGAGAAAGAGAUACGUUUUUUGUCUGUGUGUACAGGUUGAGUAUCCCUUAUCCAAAAUGCUUGGGACCAGAGGUAUUUUGGAUAUCGGAUUUUUCUGUAUUUUGGAAUAAUUGCAUCCCAUAAUGAGAUAUCAUGGUGAUGGGACCUAAAUCUAAGCACAGAAUGCAUUUAUGUUUCAUAUACACCUUAUACACACAGACUGAAGGUAAUUUUAGCCAAUAUUUUUUAUAACUUUGUGCAUUAAACAAAGUGUGUCUACAUUCACACAAUACAUUUAUGUUUCAUAUACACCUUAUACACACAGCCUGAA
Pseudophryne corroboree (corroboree frog) is the source of this 1508-nucleotide messenger RNA. Its product is annotated as palmitoyltransferase ZDHHC20-A-like. The record is from RefSeq and is a predicted model, not a curated record. Bases 19 to 903 code for a protein of 294 amino acids. NCBI's taxonomy places the organism in Eukaryota, Metazoa, Chordata, Amphibia, Anura, Myobatrachidae. The transcript has a single exon. Gene Ontology annotation, molecular function: palmitoyltransferase activity.